Messenger RNA from Corythoichthys intestinalis (scribbled pipefish), 13417 nucleotides. It is a transcript of the gene cacna1aa, whose product is annotated as calcium channel, voltage-dependent, P/Q type, alpha 1A subunit, a. Gene Ontology annotation, biological process: calcium ion import across plasma membrane; chemical synaptic transmission. Lineage: Eukaryota; Metazoa; Chordata; Actinopteri; Syngnathiformes; Syngnathidae. The record is from RefSeq and is a predicted model, not a curated record. The transcript is spliced from 49 exons. Gene Ontology annotation, molecular function: high voltage-gated calcium channel activity. The coding region runs from base 1017 to 8519 and encodes 2500 amino acids. Gene Ontology annotation, cellular component: membrane; neuronal cell body; voltage-gated calcium channel complex.
UACACUCCUCACAGAGGACGCUCUAGGAUAUCCAAGCGGUCCAAGAGAACGGAGGUUUGGUUUAAUCGGGACACGGCGAGAUUUUUUUUUUCCAUGAAAGGGUUCAAGACAGCAGGGAAGAAGCUGUCCCACGCGUGUCUUUGACGCCGUGUCCUCUCCGUCCGUGGAUGGCUGGGCAGGUGUUGCAACCAGGGAGGAGGAUGCUGUUCAUUGCUCUCAUCUCCACUACGACGGCAUGGACAUUUUAAAGCAACACGAAAUGAUCCGUCUUUCCCCGUUUGCACGCCGUUUUAUAUUUUUAAACCAAUGACAUUUUCCCCGUCUUGCAUUCGAGGCUUGUCAGAUCCACCACCUUAAGGUAAAAUCGGCAGUACCACGUUAUAGCAACACUAUACCAAAUAUUGCGGUUUUUUUUUUUUUUUUUUAAAUUAAUUAAAUAAAUUAUGGUAGCAUUUUAUUUCCCGUGCUCUUUAACUGAACACUGUUUCAGGAUUACCAAAUUGUACCAUGGACGUUUGAGGUGUUUUUUAAACAUUAGAUGUCGGGAAUAUGAUUUAUCACUGAGGCCCCUGUCAUUUUAAAGGCGUAUGUACUGUAAUGACAUGUUGUCAUGACAGUGAAGAACUAAAUCUUGUGGCUUCUAUGGAGCGUUCUGAUGCAGCAGGCAUGACAAGCGAUGGUUCUUGCUGAAUAAGUCCCCAUGAUUUGGUGGUGGGGUUUUGUCCUCAGGGUUCGGACAGAUCCAAAACAAGUGUAGGACUUGAGACGCCCUUCAGUGCCAGCCAAAAGACUGAACAUUUGAUUCCUUGUCACCCACAAUUGGCCCCUGGCAGGGGAACGAGGAAGGUGGUCUCUACAUGGACACCCAGGUUGCUUAGACCAGAAGCUGCAGAACCGUGACCCAUUUGAACAUAUGAGCUGUUCUGAUCCGGAUGGGAUGUAAUGUGUGGCUGUGCAGCUGAGCAUCGGUCUCCUUUUCCGCUCCUUUGUCAAGAUUGGCUUCUGGUUUCCAGAGAAUGGCACGGUUUGGAGACGAAGUACCAGCCAGGUAUGGUGGAGGGCCCGGUGGAGGGGGCCCGGGUGGCCGUGGUGGAGGGAGACAAGGAGGACCACACGGACAUGGACAUGCUCAUGGGCACGGACACGGACAUGGGCAUGGCCAUGCACAUGGGCACGGACUGGGCCACGGUCCACCUGGGGGGCCAGGAGCCCAGAGAAUGUACAAGCAAUCCAUGGCUCAGAGGGCCCGGACUAUGGCCCUGUACAACCCGAUACCAGUACGCCAGAACUGUUUCACGGUCAACCGCUCCUUGUUCAUUUUCAGUGAAGAUAACUUUGUGAGAAAAUACGCCAAAAAGAUCACCGAAUGGCCUCCAUUUGAGUGGAUGAUUCUUGCCACCAUCAUUGCCAACUGUAUCGUCCUGGCCCUGGAACAACAUUUGCCUGACGGUGACAAGACGCCUCUGUCUGAACGUCUGGACGCUACAGAAAUGUAUUUCAUUGGGAUCUUCUGUUUUGAAUCUGGUAUAAAGAUCCUUGCUCUGGGAUUUGCCUUCCACAAGAACUCUUACCUAAGGAACGGAUGGAAUGUCAUGGAUUUUGUGGUGGUGCUCACAGGGAUCCUGUCCACUGUGGGCUCAGAUUUUGACCUGCGAACCCUGAGAGCCGUUCGAGUGUUAAGGCCCCUCAAACUGGUGUCUGGUAUUCCUAGCUUACAGGUGGUGCUCAAAUCAAUCAUGAAAGCCAUGAUUCCGCUGCUACAAAUUGGCCUCCUGCUUUUCUUUGCCAUCCUCAUGUUCGCGAUCAUCGGCUUGGAAUUUUACAUGGGCAAAUUCCACACCACCUGCUUUGACAAUCACACAGGGGAGAUCCGUGAAGAAUUUCCAUGUGGGAUUGAACCUCCAUCACGAUUGUGUCCUGAGGGUACCACGUGUCGAAAGUACUGGCUCGGUCCAAACUAUGGCAUCACCCAGUUUGACAACAUUCUUUUUGCUAUCUUGACCGUCUUCCAGUGUAUCACCAUGGAGGGCUGGACUGAGCUGCUCUACUAUAGCAACGAUGCCUCAGGGAGCGCAUGGAACUGGAUGUAUUUCAUCCCACUUAUUAUCAUCGGCUCCUUUUUCAUGCUCAACUUGGUACUGGGUGUUUUGUCGGGAGAGUUUGCCAAAGAGAGGGAAAGAGUGGAAAACAGAAGCGAGUUCCUGAAGCUGAGAAGACAGCAGCAGAUUGAAAGAGAACUCAACGGUUACUUGGAGUGGAUUUGCAAAGCUGAAGAGGUUCUUUUGGCAGAUGAUGAAAAUGAAAAUGAUUAUGAUGGCUCCCGCAGGAGAGCCACCAAGAACCAUAAAAGCAAAGCUGAGCUUCUAAACCCAGAGGAGGGGGAGGGAGAUAUGGCAGUUGGUUCGCCAUUUGCCCGUGCUAGCUUAAAAAGCUCCAAGCUUGAAGUAUCAACAUUCAAGAGGCGAGAACGCCGGUUGCGCUUCUUCAUCCGACAUAUUGUGAAGUCUCAGGGCUUCUACUGGACUGUAUUGUGUUUGGUGGGCCUCAACACGCUGUGUGUGGCUGUUGUGCAUUACGACCAGCCGGAACCACUCUCAGAUUUUCUAAAUUACGCUGAAUUUAUCUUCUUGGGAAUUUUCUUGACGGAAAUGUUUGUCAAGAUGUAUGGUUUGGGAAGGCAGGCAUACCUCAACUCCUCUUUUAACUGCUUUGACUGCAUCGUGAUCUGUGUCAGCAUUUUCGAAGUGCUGUGGUCCUUUAUCCAGCCAGGCACGUCAUUUGGCAUCAGUGUUUUACGAGCUCUCAGGUUAUUGAGAAUCUUCAAAGUCACCAAGUAUUGGGCAUCUUUACGAAACCUUGUCGUGUCUUUGCUGAAUUCCAUGAAGUCUAUCAUCAGCUUGCUCUUCCUCCUCUUUCUCUUCAUAGUUGUCUUCGCCCUGCUGGGAAUGCAGCUCUUCGGCGGACAGUUUAAUUUUGAAAAUGGCACUCCGUCAACAAAUUUUGAUACCUUCCCGGCAGCAAUAAUGACAGUGUUUCAGAUUCUGACAGGUGAAGACUGGAACAUGGUGAUGUACGCUGGCAUCAAAUCUCAGGGUGGAGUCAACAAGGGCAUGGCCUUCUCUGUCUUCUUCAUAGUGCUCACACUUUUUGGCAACUAUACUCUUCUGAAUGUCUUCUUGGCUAUCGCUGUGGACAAUUUGGCCAAUGCACAAGAGCUAACCAAGGAUGAGCAAGAGGAGGAGGAGGCUGCCAGUCAGAAGAUCGCGUUGCAGAAAGCCAAGGAGGUGGCGGAAGUCAGCCCUCUGUCAGCUGCCAACCUCUCCAUAGCAGCCAACAAAGUACACAGUGAUUGUCACAACGCUUCUGACCCCUUUCUGGACUGUAAGGAACAACAGAAGAACCACAAGGGCCUCAAUAAGUCUGUGUGGGAGCAGCGCACCAAGGAGCUAAGGAAGCAAACACUGGCAUCCAGCCGAGAAGCACUCUACAACGAGCUGGACCCCGAAGACCGCUGGAAGGCAAGGACUGGGAGGGAGGAACACAACAAUGUCAACUACUCACGCCAUGUCAGACCAGAUAUGAAAACUCACCUGGACCGACCUUUAGUGGUUGACCCCCUUGAGAAUCGUAACAACAACACCAACAAGAACACCAACAACAAUCCAGACUUCUGCUUUAGCCAGGAGCAUCAUGUCGAUGACUUGCAACGGCAAACACACCACCAUGAACGCAGUGGUCCUGGAGGCCCUGUCAAAGCUCCUUUAGAGAGAGGGGAGUCCACUGAGAGCAGACGGAGUCGGAAAAGUACGCACCACCAUCAUAGCUCCCAUGUACGACUGGAUACAACCGUGAUUCCUGGGCCAGGCUCGGAAGAGAGGCCGGCUAGGCGCCAUCAUCACAAUCGCAGUGGAAGUCGAGGGACAGGACAGUCCGAACACAGGAAACCUAGGUCGCAUCGCAAGAAUGAUGAAGACGAGGACGGUCAAGAAGGAGCUGGAAAAGCAGGAAGAUGCAAGAGCAAAGGAGUCGAUGAUGGUGGGGAGGGUGGAGAGAAGGAAGCAGUUGGGGAUGGAAGUGAGAGGAAACAAAGAAGAAAUCGUCAUAACAACCGCACGGAAGGAGAGGGGAAGAAAAUAUGCCAUCGUCGACGGAAGGAUGGAAGUGAUCUGAACCUCUCCACCACAAGGCCUAUCCAAAAGAGACUGUCUAGACAGGAGAGACAAGACAGUGAGGAUAUGGAUAACCUGAUGAAUACCAAACUGAUUUCUGGCUCUCCCCCUUCCAACGAGCAUCACCCAAAUCCACUGUCAAACUAUGAUGCUGCCCCUGCCUUUGAAUCUGCCUUCCAACUUACUAAGAGUGGCACACGAGGGAGUUUAGUCAGAUUGGACAGCUAUGGGAACAUUGGACAUCGCCGUGCCAACAGCAUCAUCAGACAGCCCCACCUUGAUCACACAGUGGUGGACAUGCCAAUAUUUCCAUCCACCAAUGCCAUUCUGCAAGUCAAUAAAAAUGCAAACACGGAACCUUUGCCAGCAAAGGAGGACAAGGACGAUGAUGAUGAUGCAAAGGGAGGUGACGGAGGGCCUCGGCCCAUGCCUCCUUUCACAUCCAUGUUUAUACUGACCACCACUAACCCGUUUCGUCGAGCCUGUCACUACAUCUGCACCCUGCGCUACUUUGAGAUGUGUAUUUUGCUGGUCAUUGCCAUGAGUAGUAUUGCCCUCGCUGCCGAAGACCCAGUCUGGCCUGAUUCUACUCGCAACAACGUCUUGCGCUAUUUUGACUAUGUUUUUACUGGAGUGUUCACAUUUGAGAUGUUAAUCAAGAUGGUGGACCUGGGGUUGGUCUUGCACCAGGGCUCAUAUUUCCGUGACUUGUGGAACAUCCUUGACUUUAUUGUGGUUAGUGGUGCACUGGUGGCCUUUGCCUUCACGGGGAGCAGCAAAGGAAAAGAUAUCAGCACUAUCAAGUCUCUUAGGGUGCUCAGAGUGCUGCGGCCACUUAAAACAAUAAAACGUCUUCCCAAACUCAAGGCUGUUUUUGACUGUGUGGUGAACUCUCUGAAGAAUGUCCUCAACAUUCUAAUUGUCUACCUGCUCUUCAUGUUCAUCUUUGCUGUGGUGGCUGUGCAGCUCUUCAAGGGUCGUUUCUUUUACUGCAGUGAUGAGUCCAAAGAGUUUGAACGCGACUGCAGAGGCGAGUUUUUGGUGUAUGGGCGUGAUAAUGAAGUGAAGGCACAGAAGAGGGAAUGGAAGAAGUACGAUUUCCACUACGACAAUGUGGCUUGGGCCCUGCUCACCCUUUUUACUGUGUCAACUGGAGAGGGGUGGCCGGAUGUGCUGAAGCAUUCAGUGGAUGCAACUUAUGAGAAUCAGGGCCCCAGCCCGGGAUAUCGAAUGGAGAUGUCCAUCUUUUACGUGGUGUACUUCGUGGUCUUCCCCUUUUUCUUUGUCAACAUCUUCGUGGCUCUUAUCAUUAUCACCUUCCAGGAGCAAGGAGACAAAAUGAUGGAGGAUUAUAGUUUGGAAAAGAAUGAGAGAGCCUGUAUCGAUUUUGCCAUCAACGCCAAGCCUCUGACUCGCCACAUGCCAAAGAACAAGCUUAGCUUUCAGUACCGCAUGUGGGAGUUUGUGGUGUCACCGCCAUUUGAGUACACUAUAAUGGCAAUGAUCGCACUGAACACAAUUGUCCUAAUGAUGAAGUAUGAUGAAGCCCCAGAUGCCUAUGAAGCUGUCUUAGCCAACCUCAACAUAGUGUUUACCUCCCUCUUCUCCAUGGAGUGUGUACUCAAGAUUAUUGCCUUUGGUGCACUGAAUUAUUUUAAAGAUGCCUGGAACAUUUUUGACUGUGUGACAGUUCUAGGCAGCAUCACUGACAUUCUGGUUACUGAACUUGGGAAUAACUUCAUCAACCUGAGUUUCCUGAGGCUGUUCAGGGCAGCUCGUCUCAUCAAGCUGCUGAGGCAAGGAGAAACCAUUCGCAUCUUGCUCUGGACCUUUGUUCAGUCCUUCAAGGCUCUGCCUUAUGUAUGUCUCCUCAUUGCCAUGCUCUUCUUCAUCUAUGCCAUCAUUGGGAUGCAGCUGUUUGGAAAUAUUGCUAUUGAAGAAGAUGGAGAAGGUGCAAUUGACCAACACAACAACUUCAGGACCUUCGUUCAGGCUCUCAUGCUCCUCUUCAGGAGUGCAACUGGGGAGGCGUGGCAUGAGAUCAUGCUGGCCUGUCUUGGGGGUCAACAAUGUGAUGAGUUGUCAGGGAAUACCGAGCCAGAGUGUGGCAGUCAAGUGGCUUACCUUUACUUUGUCUCCUUCAUCUUCUUCUGUUCAUUUUUGAUGCUGAAUCUUUUUGUGGCUGUCAUCAUGGACAACUUUGAGUAUUUGACCAGAGAUUCUUCUAUACUUGGACCUCACCACUUGGAUGAGUAUGUCAGGAUAUGGGCCGAGUAUGAUCCUGCCGCCUGUGGCAGGAUCAGUUGCAGGCAAAUGUAUGACAUGCUGAGGCACAUGUGUCCUCCACUAGGCCUUGGGAAGAGGUGUCCUGCACGGGUGGCCUACAAGAGACUGCUCCGUAUGGAUCUGCCUGUCGCUGACGACAAUACGGUCCACUUUAACUCCACUCUCAUGGCUUUGAUCCGCACCGCGCUGGACAUCAAGAUCGCCAAGAUUUCUGAAGGUGGUAUAGACAAGCACCAGAUGGAUGCAGAGCUGAGGAAAGAGAUGAUGGCAAUCUGGCCCAAUCUCUCCCAGAAGCAUCUGGACUUGCUGGUUACGCCGCACAAGUCAGCGACAGACCUUACAGUUGGCAAAAUCUACGCUGCCAUGAUGAUCAUGGAGUACUACCGUCAAAGCAAGAUGAAGCGUUCACAGGCACUCCAGGAUGAGCAGAAUCGAACGCCAUUACUGUUUCAGCGCGUGGAACCGCCUUCCCCUACCCAGGACGGGGGUCCGGGCCUAAACAAUGCACUCUCUCCACCUGAAACGACAGAGAUGAUGAGCAGCCUCCCGGUGGAAGGAGGGGUCCCAGAGAGCCAUUCGUGGGUCACAGCUCGUGCGCAGGAGAUGUCCCAGAAGGUUGGAAGCUGGAGUCCUGAAGAUGGCCUGGGAAGCAUGACCACCUCGCAGACGGUAGAGAUGAGAGAGAUGGGGCAGGAUGGUUACUCGGAUACUGAGCACUUUCCACCAAUGGAAGGCCACGGCAGGGCCGCUUCCAUGCCCCGCCUACCAGGCGAAAACCAAAAGCGGAGGAAGGGGAAGCACCGUGGCAGUCACCUAAGUACCAUCAGUGACAACAGCCCUAUGAAACGCUCAGCCUCAUCGUUAGGUCACAGCAGGUCAGGACGUGGCAGCAGAGAAAAAGGAGGCCAAGAUGUCUACAACAUGGAGCGUGUAAUACCAGAGGAAGGUCGGGCUUCCAGGCACGGGCACAGGAGAAAAGAGCGCAGUCAUCGUGCCUCAGAGAGGUCACUGUGUCGCUACACGGAGGCCGACGCAGACACCCCAUCUGGUGACCUGAUGUCCAAAGACAGGGAUCGGGACAGAGAUCGAGGAAGGUCCAAAGACCGUAAGCACCAUCACCAUCAUCACCACCACCACGGGUCCAUUGACAAGGAACGCUACGCUCCGGAGCGAGGAGGCGAGUACGGCCGCAAGCAUUCUCGUGACAGAGAGCCCGACAGGGAGAGGGAGCGAGAAAGGGACCCACGGUGGUCACGAUCCCCCAGCGAGGGUCGAGACUGCAUAACACACAGACAGGGCAGUAGUUCGGUCAGUGGAAGUCCUGUUCCGUCAACCUCCGGGACUAGCACACCACGCCGAGGCCGACGUCAAUUGCCUCAGACGCCCGCGACUCCACGUCCCCAUAUUACUUACUCCCCUGUAGUCCGUAAGGCCAUGCCGUCACAACCUGCGGGGCCACCGGGGCGAGCGCCGGCCCCGGUGCCCCGCCGAUUAUCUCCUGAUGCCCCUCAAGGUCAAGUUCCUCUCUCUGGAGUGACGCCGGCCCACCACGGUGUGCCCCGCCAGGGUCAUCACCCCCCACUACGCUGGGCGGACGCAGAUGGCGGAUCUAUAGAAGGGGACGGCUGCUUUUACAACCAAAACUACGUGCCCCACCAAGAACCACCUGCCCAUGACCCAGUCAGCAACCCCCACCCACACCCCUUGGCCAGCCACCCGCUGCCACCUCCUCCUCAACCGCAACCUCGCAACCUGCACCCUGUUAAUAAUCCCCAUCCUCACCCCUUGCCACCACACCCCCAGCCAAACCGUACCUCACCAAGGACUGUCCACCACGUGCCACCUUCCACCACUCCCUUGACCGGGCCCCAUCAGGUCCAAGUGCAACCCCCUGUCCAGCGUCGCCUACCCAACGGUUACCGCUCUUCAUCACCUUCCACACAUCUCCAUGGACCCCAACAUAGUGGGCCUCACAAGGUCCCACCCCCAGGGGGACACCCUCGAGGGCCCCGCAAGGGUCUGCAUGAACCCUAUUGUGACAAGGAGCAGGACGACUGGUGCUAGCCUUGGGGGAUCGGGGAGGGAUGUAAGGAAGAACAGCAGUGCAGUAUGUGGACUGACACGACAUCAGCCUCUUUCACUCUCUCUAUCAUCCUUGGAAUGUGCCGGAAAUGCCGGGCUUGACGAGGAUGAAUGAAUAAAACAAGAAUGCUCAGGCACGAAUAGCGAGAUAUAUUAGAAGAAAAAAAAUAUACAGAUAGAGGUACCAAAUGUGCAUUGGUGUUACAUUCAUCAAUUGACAAAUUGCAACUUUAAAGGAUGCAAAUUAGGAGAGGGUGAUCUUAAAUUCUGCCUCUGAUCAAGAGCUACAGCCACUUACAAGAUGUCAAGAGUUGCGACUCAAAAAAAAAAAAGACUUUACAGUCAGAAACAAAACCCUUUUUUUUUUUGCUUCCUAGAGCUAACUUGAAUUGUAUUAGCUUGAAAGGAAGUCAAAUCCAGACAAACCUAGUCACCUAUUGAAUAUUGAUGAGUUUUAUCAUCUUUGUUUUUAAGUGAGAACUAAACUGACGACGAGUCCGCCGCCUGUAUGAGGCUGUAAGUGUGGGUGUCAACUCGGGAAGGAUGGAACCCGAGAAUGUUUACCCUUAUUUGUGGUGGUUACCCUCCACCCAGAAACAGAAUAUUCCCACCAUCCUAUGCCGUGAUGAAGAAAAACAAAAGUGAUGAUGGGUUUAACCGCCAAACCCGUUUUCUGCAGAAUUUCUUCUCUUACUGCAGCUGUUUCUUCUUCCGCUUCUUCUUCAAAACACUCAAGCUUGAAUCUUCUUUUGCAACCCCGCACAGCUUUUUUAAGACUCGUAAACCCUGUGUGAUCCUGCAUGAAUGAUUAAAAAAAGUUACUACUAGCAACAAUGAGAAUCUACUGUAUGUAAGGGGGAGGGACAUUUUUCUUCCUGUUGUAGCCUGUAGGUUUACAAUAUUACCUUUCAGUUUCUCUCUCGUUCUCCCCCUUUUUGACAUUCCUCUAUUUAUAAGAUCAUUCACUUAAAGAGUCAACCAGAAAAGUCGUGUGUCAUUGUAAGUGAGGGGGGAAAAAAAGACUUUUUGCUUGCGUGUCUCUAUGUUGUGUGCCAAAUGCCUGCCACUCAUACAGAUGGAAAUGCACUUUUUUCUUCUGAACUUUUCUAACAAUGGUGAUAAUCUUAUUAUGAUAAACUGGCAAGCAGGGUAAAGUGGAUCUGGCAGCAUUCCUCCUUAUUGGUAACUUUUCUGAGCUCUUCCAGAUAUCCUAGAAAGAAACAGGUGGACAGAAAGGUGGAGAAUGGGGAGAAAUGUGUUUUCUUUGACCAUACAAGAAAAGAGUCAUGUGGAACAUGAGAUGGAUGGCCAUAUUUUGCUCACCACUUUUCGGACCAUGAGGUAUGGUGCACUUCAGAUGCUUAACUUUUAAGUUUGAAGCUACACUGGAACCUCCAAGUUGAAUACGAUCAGUUCUGUAAUUUUAUAUUCGUUUGCAUAUAACAAGACACCUAAGACAAGCAAACAACAACAGUAAAGUCAACAAUAAGGUCUCCUGUAUUUACCUCUCAGCAUGUGAUUGUUGGCCAAAUGUUAUUAAAGAUCUGGAGAAGCACUGCGGCAAAAAGGAGACUGUGGCGUAUAAUACAUCAUAACAAUUGGGGAGACUUAUCAGUGUAUGUGUCAUUUCUGCUGUUUUUCAGUCAUAGUAGUAUACCACAACUAGUUCUACUUGCAUCCUUAAAGGUAUCCAUUGAUAGAAAGACUUGUAGUUUUUAAAAGAUAAACAUUAUGAGUUAAAAUAUUUUUAUAUUAAAACCCCUCUUGAUGUCUUCGUUUUUAAUACAAUUUGUAAAAUUACCUUAACUAGUAGGUGACCAUUGUUGUUGACGUCGCAGGGCGGUGACGUAUCUUGUUUACGCUGCCGGGCUUCCAGAGUAUGACUCUAGCGACAUACACUACCGUUCAAAAGUUUGGGGUCUAAAAGAUCAAAAGUUUGGGGUCUAAGAGUUUAAGGUCACUUAGACCUCAAACUUUUGAACGGUAGUGUAAACAUGUCAUCUGUUCAACCAUUUCAAUUUGAACCCGAGAGGAACAUUAAUGAGCAUGACAGCACUGUCGAUAUUUCACAAAACAAUCUGCAAAAGUUAAAUGAACAGGAAAGACGGGAUGAGAUGAGACGAGAGUAUGACAAAACCGGUGUUCUGCCAAAAUGUGCUACACACAUCGACAAGAGGCAAAUUUGACACCCAAAGUACUAUACCAUGCACUUUUAGCUUGUUUUUUUUAGAUGCAUACGGACAGAACAUACUAAAGAUGCCUUAAGAAAAUACUUAAACACUGUAGUAUCAAAUAAGAGUGGUUUAAAUACGCUACGUGACUAAUGUGGUCAACAGAUCAACAAUCUGCUUCAAAGCUUACACAAGAAAACACAAUGCAUAAAAGUAUGAGAAGGAAACACAUGCAAAAAGUAUUUUGAGGCAAUGAAAAGGUAAUAAAAGACUCAAUAAAGACACAAAUUGUGAGUACUCACCGCUUUUAACCAAUGAAUGCAUGUGUUGUAUGCCUCGCCACAUAGAAGGAAUUAUAGAACACCGGUAGUGUUCGUCAUGUGACAAUGAAAAACUGUGUUAUCAGCCCGAGCGUCCAUUGCGCGCAUAAAACAUGGCGCCCUGCGUCGGUCAAAACAUGUAUUGAAUAUUAUAUUUUUAACUCAAUGGCAAUAUUUUAUGUGUUUCUAAUAACAUAUUUUAUUAAAAGAGAACAGUUGUGGCUUAUUAGAGCCUACAAGUCUUUAAAUCCAAGGUUCCCUCUAAUGUUGACUUAGCCAACUGCAUGGCUACUUUGAAUAAGAGACAAAGCAGACAAAGAUAUAUCUUAAUUCCUAGCUUAAUUGACACUUACCUUUUGACAUUUAUCUUCCCUUAUUUAUCGAGAAAAAAAUUUAAUUGCAAACUUUAGAAUGUUGGAUUUUGGAGGUUCCUCUGUUUUUCAAACUUUGACAAUUUGUGAGAGCGCGGUGCCGAACCAAGCCUUCAUAGGGCCUUAAGCAGUGUUUGAUUGUUGCCGCCCCUUCUCAAAAGUCACUAUUCGCUUAUUUUCUUCCAUUUAAUUUCAGUUAUCAUUUGGACAGAUAUGAGGCCAUCAGCAUUUGACAGUUUAGGUUUAUCAGUUUAUUGCCAAUUGACAUUUGAGCAAAGUUAAAUUGUCACUUGGCCAGAUGUUUUCCAGCCUGGCUCCUGCCUGUAAUAUACCUCAAACGAUAUAAAAACACAAAGUGUAUAGUGACUUUAGAUAAAAUCUGUUUCAUUAUUUAUUUAUUUAUUUAGUCCUCUUAACUUUAUGCCCCCCUCCCAAGCAGAUGCUUGAUUAGUUGAUGCCCCUGCCAGCUCUGAUCAAGACGCUGUUUCAAAUAUUCUUUUCAUUUUCCCAAUGCCCAUCUUGGCAGUUCCACCUGUGACCUUCACGAUAGCGUGCCGCUGCCUUCACUUGUAACUCUUAGAGCUCAGAUGGUUUCUUGAUCUAUAUCUGCCAUUACUACAGGCUGCUUCUCGUCUGUUUUAACCCACACAGACAAGCCCACUCAAGGUCAGUUGGCUGCUGAGCUUUGAUAUGGUCCAAGAAAACAAAACAAAAAAAAUACACUUUGUAUCACUCACGUGUAUAUAUGGAAUUUCUUUCUGUGCCUCGAACUAACAUAUUUCACAAUCACCAUUGUCAACAUUCUUGGCGUUAAAUGUACAUGUAACUGUUGUUUUCUGUUUUAAGUUGACGCCGAUCAAAUAGUGACCACAGAAUGCACACACAAAAUAAAAGAAGCAAAGGGGAAAAUAUAAAAAAAAAAAAAAAAGAAAAGAAAAGAAAAAAGGGGAAAAGACCAACCUAGCAGUGUCUUUCCAACCUCAGCGGAAUGUCACGGACAAGUAUUUUUCCACAACACUUUAGAAUGAGAUAGCACACAAGGUAUGUAGCGAAUACUUGUGGUGUCUGGUUGUGUGCGUGUGUUUGUGCGUGUGACAUUUUCCCCCUUUUCUUUUGGUCUAAAAAAGAAAAUGUGUAAGUGUGUUUGUGCUACUUUCUUUUGCUGUUUGUACAGCACAAGCCUUGACCUCCCCUGUUGAUUGUGGAGGCAAAUUUCUUUUGAGUGGAAACCUGAAAAAUAUAAUGAUGCGUGUACGCAUGAGUCAAUAUGAAUGGUACGCAAAAAAGCUCUGAUCACUCACCCUCCUUUUUUUUCUUGGUCUAUGCUGCAGUGAAAUCCACACUAACUAUUCACACUAAGUCUGCAAACAAUGUAAAGCCGCAAAUAAGAAGAAAAUCGGUUUUUUUUUUCUUUUUUUUUCUUUUCUUUUUUUUUUUUAGAAAAAAUAAUGUUUAAAAACCAAAAAAAGUUUAAAUAAUAUCUAGUUCAAGAACUGCAUGUGCUAUGUGCAUGCCACACUGUGGGUUAACAGUCAUCUUCAGGACAUAAAAGAAAAACAGACUAAUAAAUCCAUAGAUAUUAAAAAAAAGAUAUAUAGAUAGAUGUUUUUAAAAGCAACCUUUUUUCCUUCUAUUUUUGAGAACAAAAAAAUAUUACAAAAAGGACCAAAAAAAAAAGAUAAAUAAGGGGAUCAAAACACAAAAGAGACUGGUGAGUCUUUCUUUUUCUGUGACAUGGGCUUAAGGCACAACACAAUUGAACGUUGAAGACACCACAGAUAUUGGUGGGGGGAAAUGUAAACGGAGAAAAGAAGUGCAGAUUCAAUGAUGUGUUUUGUCGAUAUAACUACUGGCUGUUGGAACCUCUGAUCUCUCACUCACGCUGUCCUUUUCUCUCUUUCACUCUCUUAUCACUCUCGACCUGUCUCACCACAAUUUCUACCAGUGCAUUUUGUAAUUCCAAACAGAACUCUUCCUAAAGAACAAAAAAAUAAAUUUAAAAAAACUGAGAGAAUGCA